AUUCUUCAAAAACCAUUUAUUACGGUUGAUGGCAGAAUUUUCAAUAAACUUGCCUUCAGUCACCGAAGUGCAUUCACAAUUGAAGAUGGAAAAGGUCUAACGCCUAAAGUAGUAUUAUGGAAUCCAACCACCGAGGAAUUCAAGGUCAUUCCUUCCAGCCCUACUGCAUCCCCAGUAAUUUAUGAGGUUGAAUAUUUUUAUUAUUAUGGAUUUAGUUAUGACCUUGUUAGAGAUGACUACAAGGUGAUUCGAUACGUACAUUAUUUUCUGGAUGUAUCUGACAUUGAAGAUGAUAUAGAAGGUAAGCCUGAUAAGUUGUCACGCAACCACACUUGGGAGAUAUACAGUCUAAGAAGUAACUCUCGGAAGAAACUUGAUUUGGAUUUGUCUCAAUGUCAUUUGGAUGUGUCACGUGUCUUUAUAUACAUAAAUGGAGUGUGUCAUUGGGGAAAAAAUAAUGGAGAUGAAUCAUAUAUGGUGUCAUUUGACUUAAGCAAUGAAGUGUUAUGUAUAACACCUUUUCCCACAUAUAUGAAUGAUAGUUUUGAUGAUUUUGUACGUGUGAACAAACACUUGAUGUUAUUAAAUGAGUCCAUUGCUUUGAUCUUAAAUUAUCUAGAGAUGACUACUUUUCAUUUAUCAAUUUUGGGUGAACUAGGUGUAAAAGAAUCAUGGACUAAACUUUUUAUUAUUGGGCCUAUACCUUCCAUUGAGCAUCGUGUUGGAGAGGGAAAGAAUGGUGAUUUAUUCUUCAGAAGAAAAGAUGAUGCAAUAGUCUGGAUUAAUUACACUACUCAAAUGAUUGAGGAACUUGGUCAUAAAGGAGAAGCAUAUUCAUGUCAGACUGUCAUUUACAAAGAAAGUCUUCUUCCCAUUGGACAAAUAUAUGAUUGA
Cicer arietinum (chickpea) is the source of this 894-nucleotide messenger RNA. Lineage: Eukaryota; Viridiplantae; Streptophyta; Magnoliopsida; Fabales; Fabaceae. The record is from RefSeq and is a predicted model, not a curated record.